GCCGCCGCCGCCGCUAGAGACGCGCCAGCUGGAGAGACCAGAGGGAAGGCUGGGUCCGUAGAGCUCCGUUGGCCGCCGCCGCCGCCGCCGCGCCUCCCUCCGCUCAGGUCCAAGCAAGGCAGAGCCCGAGCAUCAGCGACGACGACGCCACUCCCGCCAUGCCCACUCUGAGUGAAAAUGUGCUUUUUGGAAUGGGAAAUCCUCUCCUUGACAUCUGUGCAGUUGUGGACAAGGACUUUCUUGACAAAUAUGGACUGAAACCAAAUGACCAGAUCUUGGCAGAGGAGAAACAUAAAGAGCUAUUUGAAGAACUUGUGAAAAAGUUCAAAGUAGAGUAUCAUGCUGGUGGAUCUACACAGAAUUCCGUUAAAGUGGCCCAGUGGAUGAUCCAGAUCCCUUACAAAGCUGCAACAUUUUUUGGGUGCAUUGGAACAGAUAAGUUUGGUGAGAUCCUGAAGAAGAAAACUGCAGAAGCUCAUGUGGACGCCCACUACUACGAGCAGAGUGAGGAGCCGACUGGGACCUGUGCUGCCUGCAUCACAAGUGACAACAGGUCUCUUGUUGCUAACCUGGCUGCUGCUAAUUGUUAUAAGAAGGAAAAGCAUCUUGAUAUGGAGAAGAACUGGAACUUGGUGGAAAAGGCUAGAGUUUAUUACAUAGCAGGCUUCUUUUUGACUGUGUCACCAGAAUCCAUAUUGAAAGUGGCUUCUCAGGCUUCUGCAAACAACAAGAUCUUCAGCUUGAAUCUUUCUGCACCGUUUAUUAGCCAAUUCUACAAGGAACCAAUGAUGGAAGUUCUGCCUUUUGUUGACAUCUUAUUUGGAAAUGAGAUGGAAGCUGCCACUUUUGCUAGAGAGCAAGGCUUUGAGACUGAAGAUAUUAAAGAGAUAGCCCGGAAGGCACAAGCCUUGCCCAAAGUGAACCUUAAAAGACAGCGAGUUGUUGUGUUCACCCAAGGGAAGGAUGACACUAUAAUGGCCACAGAAAAUGAAGUACAAACUUUCCCAGUCUUAAUUAGUGACCAGAGUGAGAUCGUUGACACCAAUGGAGCUGGAGAUGCAUUUGUGGGAGGUUUCCUCUCUCAGCUUGUCUAUGACCGGCCACUGACAGAAUGCAUCCGUGCUGGACACUAUGCUGCCAGUGUGAUCAUAAAGCGUUCUGGCUGCACUUUUCCAGAGAAACCUGACUUCCACUGAUGUUGGGCAACCCAAGGGAUGAAGAAGAGAUGCUGCCUACCUUCCCCCCCUCCCCUCUCCCCAGUUACCCUGCAUUGAGGCUUCUGUACUUCGAUUCACUUGUACCUUCCACACAUCUCUUGUUGUUUGAUGCCCCCUCCCUGUUUCCAACACAACAGUGUCUUGCAAGUCCUAAAUUAGAGACCAGGCUGACAGGCUCUUUUCAGCUUGGCACUUUGCAUCCUUAGUACAGUUUCUAGGAACAAUACUGUAUGAAACACCCACCACUGUUUAGCUGUAGCAUAACAUUUCUAGUAUGCCCCUAUAGUAUAUAACCCUGGUCAUUCCUGCUCACCUCAACCAGGUGAUAAAUCAUUAACAAGUUCAAGACUGAAUGAAUAGUUUUGCACUACUAUGAAAACUAAGUGUACAUAAGAGAGAAAAAAGUAUCCUCCUUGCUCCAGUGUGUUCUGGAUUCAUACACAUCUUGGGCUUAUAGUAAAUAGGAAUUUGCUCAGGAUUCAUGGGGCUGAUCCAGAAUUGUGUGGUCUGGUGCCAUCAUGCCGACUUUAGGAGAUUUGGAAGUAGGCUCUUGGGAGUUGGUGGGACCUUGAUCCUUAAUGUGUGUUGGAUUAAGGCUUGGGGGGUCUCAUUUCUUCCAGAGAAGGAUCAGGAUAUUCUUGGGAUGUAAAUAAAGACCAUAACAGGACACUUGCCAGUUGUGAGCUUGAGCUUGCAUCUCAUACUCUGUGUGUGUGUGUGUGUGUGUGAAAAUGAAGUACAGAAAUAUUCAUGCAGGUUGUCUCAUCAGGAUAAGCCAAAACAAUCUUUUAUUUCAACGCACAGUUUUAAGAUGAUAACGUACUUCAAAUAAAUGAGAAAUCUUCUUUAUUUGUAUUGCAGUAUUCAAGAGAGACAUUCUGAAAAUGCCAUUCAUUACUUUACUAUGUAAUUUGAUACUGAUAAAUAAAGCAAUUGUGAUAUAGGA
This is a messenger RNA of Elgaria multicarinata webbii, 2163 nucleotides long. RefSeq names its product adenosine kinase (gene ADK). NCBI's taxonomy places the organism in Eukaryota, Metazoa, Chordata, Lepidosauria, Squamata, Anguidae. Bases 159 to 1196 code for a protein of 345 amino acids. The record is from RefSeq and is a predicted model, not a curated record. The transcript is spliced from 11 exons. Gene Ontology annotation, biological process: purine nucleobase metabolic process; purine ribonucleoside salvage. Gene Ontology annotation, molecular function: adenosine kinase activity. Gene Ontology annotation, cellular component: nucleus; cytosol.